AUACGGUACAUCUAUAUGAUACAUUAAAUUUUUUUUUUAAGAUCUCGACAUGCAGUGACGAUAACCACAGAGAUCCGAGUUUGGUGACAGGGUGCGUUGUCGUCAUGCAGAAUCCAGUUCUUUGUGCUCCAUAGAUCCAGUCACUUUCACUACAUGUCCUUCUUCAAAUGCUUCAAAGCGUCACAGAUCAUUCAAUUGACAGACUGGCCCUUAGGGAUGAAUUCUCAUUGCUCAAUACCAUAUUUCUGGAGAUGACUUCCAGAUUGCUCAUCGUCUACCAAGGACAUUCUUCUUCUUUUGAAAUGCCCGUGUCACAUUGCAUACGACCCAUUACCUCAUCGCCGUAAGCUUCCCAAAGCAUGCUCAAUGUCUCUGUAGCAGACUUCCUUUUUACCGCAAACUUUAACAUUGGCUCUUUGUUCCUGUCCAUGACAAAAUUCCAGACUACAGCAUACGUGUGAUCCCAAAAACACAAAGGUCACAACUUGUGAAGUAAACACAGUGAUAUCACUCGGCACACACUGCUUCACGAAGGUGACUGUUAGCUCCCGCUACGCAUGAAACCAUGUGCCGCCACCUGUUGGCGCGCUACAAAAUUAGUCUGGGAACUGUUUGAUGCUACCUUGUAGAUAACUAGAUAGACAGACAGAGUAGGUAGAUGUAGAGAGUGAGGCAGAAAGACAGACAGACAGAUUGAUAGAGAGAGAGAGAGAGAUUGACAAACAUACAUACAAAUGUGAAUAUGUAUAGGUGUGUAUACAUGUGUUUGUAAACUGACAGCCAGGCAGACUAUUUUUGUCACAUUCCCAUACACAAUGACAGUCACCCCUACCAUCCCCCCCACCACCACUCCAUACCAGCUCACCUCAACAACUCUCAGAACAGAAGACCAGGGACUGUUGUCAAUAUGACUCGGAUAAACCAAUUUUCAGAUAAAACGUCUCUCUACCAAAUCACGCUAUUCACCAUAUGUCUCCUGGCCAACCCUCUACUCGGCGGCAUUGCCCUCAAUCUUCACUUCCAGUCACGGCGCCACAUGAGGCGCGGCCGGCUGCGCACGGCCUCCGCCCUGGCCAAGCAGUCAGUUGCCAUGGCAGUAAGCGGUGUGGUUAUGUCUUUCUUCGUCUUACUCCUGGUGGGUCUCUACUUCGGAGGAGGAGGGGGAGAUCAGCGGGGCCUACAGAGCGUGCCCCUGCACCGUGCGGUUGGACGUAGACCAGAGCUGAAGUCAAACUCAAACACAAAUUCAGACAUGGACUCACACCACCAAAGAAAUGGGUCUUGUUACAACCAUAGGGACCGAGAACAGAUAACGAUCACUGCACCAAUAGUCCAGGGUGGUGGUCAUGGCAAUGGGAAGGAAAGAAAUGACAACAGUCAGGCUAAUCUGUAAUAAGACUUGUGGAUGCUGACAUUGAGAGCGGGAGAGAUGUUGCCAUGGUGAUGAACGCUAUGUCUGAUGCUGAUGUUGGUGGUGGUGGUGGUGAUGCUGCUACACUGCAGGAGCUGGUGGUGGUGGUGGUGGAGAUGGUGGUAAUAUUAGUGGUGUUGGUGAUGUUGGUCGUCGUCACUGUCAUCGUAGCAGUGUAAUAACGAUAAUAAUGAUGAUGAUGAUGAUGAUGACAAUGAUGAAGAUGGGGGUGGUGAAGAAAAACAAAAAAAUUUUCCCAACUGUUAAUUAUUUUAAUAAACCAUUUUGUAACACUGUAAAUGCUUUACUCUUUUACAUGUUUCAGUCAUUUGACUGUGGCCAUGCUGGAGCACCGCCUUUAGUCGAGCAAAUCGACCCCAGAACUUAUUCUUUGGAAGCCUAGUACUUAUUCUAUCAAUCCCACUUUUGCCAAACCACUAAGUUACGGGGACAUAAACACACCAGCAUCGGUUGUCAAGCGAUGUUGGGGGGGACAAACACAGACACACAAACAUAUACACGCACAUACAUAUAUAUACAUAUAUACGACAGGCUUCUUUCAGUUUCCGUCUACCACAUCCACUCACAAGGCUUUGGUCAGCCCGAGGCUAUAGCAGAAGACACUUGCCCAAGGUGCCACACAGUGGGAAUGAACCCGGAACCAUGUGGUUGAUAAGCAAGCUACUUACCACACAGCCACUCCUGCUUUGUUGAUAUUUCCUGGCAGUUGUUGUUAUAGGAAUAUUAAAUGGACCUUUUUCUUUAACCCCCAAAUAGAUGAAACAUAAAGUUAGUGUUAGUCUUCUAUAAUAAUUCCAUUCACAUCUAGGAAGUUUUAUAGAAAUAUCAAAUCUACCCCAGUAUUUCACUGCUACUUUAUUUUAUCAACCCCAAAAGGACAAAAGGUAAAGUUAGAGUUAGCCUUCUAUUUUAAUUCCAUUCACAUCUGGGAUAUUUAAUAGAAAUAUUAAAUCUACCCCAGUAUUUCACUUUUAUUUCAUCAACCCCACAAGGAUGAAAGGUAAAGUUAGAGUUAGUCUUCUAUUAUAAUUCCAUGGAAAGCGGACAUUAAACGAUGAUGAAGAUGAUCACACACACACACACAUACACAUAUGUAUACACACACACACACAUAUAUAUAUAUAUAUGUAUCAGUGAGUGUGUCUAUAUUUGUGUCUGCAUUUGUCCACCCAUCUACUGCUUGACAGUUGGCCCUGGUUUGUUUACGCUGCCAUAACUUGGCAGUUCAGCAAAAGAGACUGUUAAAAUAAGUACCACACAACUCAUCAAGGCAGUGCCCCAGCUUGGCCGUAACCCCAUGACCUAAACAAGCAAAUCAUACAACAAAAGAACAAUGAAGGUUUGAAAAUAUGGAAAGCACAACAAGCAGAGUUUCAACAGAAUAUAUUUAUUGAAACAAAAAACAUCAUCAGAAAGUGUUUACAGGAAUCUCCGUAGGAGAAUUUCUAUAAAUAUUCCAGGAUUGGAUAACUUCAUAAACAUUACCUCAUGCUAGCAUGGAAAGCGGACGUUUAACGAUGAUAAUGAUAAUACAUAGAUCAUACAUAUGUGUAUGUGUAUGUAUGUAUAAAAAGU
Messenger RNA from Octopus bimaculoides (California two-spot octopus), 3007 nucleotides. RefSeq lists its product as uncharacterized. NCBI's taxonomy places the organism in Eukaryota, Metazoa, Mollusca, Cephalopoda, Octopoda, Octopodidae. The record is from RefSeq and is a predicted model, not a curated record.